This is a messenger RNA of Frankliniella occidentalis (western flower thrips), 823 nucleotides long. RefSeq names its product protein PBDC1. The record is from RefSeq and is a predicted model, not a curated record. The transcript is spliced from 5 exons. Bases 164 to 655 code for a protein of 163 amino acids. NCBI's taxonomy places the organism in Eukaryota, Metazoa, Arthropoda, Insecta, Thysanoptera, Thripidae. Gene Ontology annotation, cellular component: cytoplasm.
GACGAGCAGAUUCCUGCGUAUAGUCACACGUGUUCGACCACGACCACCGGCCACAACAGAACACCCUGACAACACAACCUCCUGGAUUGGUGUGAACGAAUCAUUUGACCUAAAAGCCCAAAGGCCACUUUUAACUCUGACAUUUUUGCAGUCAAAAUUCAACAUGGCUCAAGUCGGUGAUGUUGGUGCUGAUGGCUUGAUGCAAGGAGCGAGUUUGCUCUCCAGACCAGCUGAUGAGUUUGGAAAUGACGAAACAGUUGAGGCUAUGUGGGCCAUAAAAGCAUUCAAACACGCUGAAGUUUAUUUUAAUCUCUUAUCAUCUGUUGACCCAAAGUUGCUCCGGCUCACGCCUCAAGAUGAUGUUAUUUACAAAGAAUUUCGAAGCAAGUUUCCUGAUUUGAAAGUGGACUUGAUUAAAGAAGAUGAAAUCAAGAGUGCUGAUGGGAAAGAGAUGUGGAGACCAUUUUGUGAGCAAUAUAAGGAUAGUGUUGAAGAUUAUAGUUUUGGCACUCUUCUUAGACUUGACUGCACUGACGAGUUCUCAGAGAAGAACACUACCCUUGUUCCUAGAAUACAAUUCUAUGCCAUUGAAAUUGCUCGGAAUCGUGAAGGGUUUAACGAUGCAGUGCGUGAAAAGUUCCGUAAGAAAAACUGAGUUAUAUGAGGACAUUAAUGUUUAAGGUAUAGAGCUACUUAUAUUUUCACACUCAAGGUCAUAUUUUUGUCUCUAUUCCACGUCGAUUGUUUAAUCAUGUAAUUCGAUUAAGUUGUACACAUUAAGGCUGUUUUAAACAGAAAUAAAGAAGAUAUUGUUAAGAAUUUA